This is a messenger RNA of Megalops cyprinoides (Indo-Pacific tarpon), 1968 nucleotides long. Its product is annotated as G-protein coupled receptor 22-like. Gene Ontology annotation, molecular function: peptide binding; G protein-coupled receptor activity. The transcript has 2 exons. Lineage: Eukaryota; Metazoa; Chordata; Actinopteri; Elopiformes; Megalopidae. The coding region runs from base 502 to 1965 and encodes 487 amino acids. The record is from RefSeq and is a predicted model, not a curated record. Gene Ontology annotation, biological process: G protein-coupled receptor signaling pathway. Gene Ontology annotation, cellular component: membrane.
UCCCUUCGCCGGGUAGCGUACCCGCUGCAGUGCAUGUGUUAUCAUCUUAUAUGAAUGAUGAGUGUGGCUUGCCUCACUCUGCUCCGUACUGUGUUUGACAAGUGGUACAGCGGGACCGCUGCACAAUUGCAAAGGAAAUGUAACCUGUGCAUGAAGUAAAUUUCAGAACACAGGUGUUUAGUUCUUCGCUCCUUACGAUCCAACGAACUGAUGAGAGCGCGCGAGUUUAUUCUGGUCACGGCUCUCGCUAUCAGACGGCUGUCCUGAAAUUUACUAUAGCGCAAAUCCGGCACGGGAGGAAGGACAAGCGGACACCUGCAGUAGAAUGUAGCGGGGAUUCCCUUCCACAAGCAGCGCGAGGAGGACCGUCACACAGCUGUUCGUCACCGUACCCCACUGGUCCUGUAGCCUGCUGGCUGGAGAGGAUUCGGAGGAUGUGAGCGGGCUAUGGGGGGGUGUGGCUGUAACAGUUGCUAUGUGUGAGGAAGAGCAGAGGGGGCCAUGGAGACAGACAGCUUCAGCCAUCGCCUGGAAACCAGCGAUGGAGCAGGGGGUGCUGUGGCAGGAGGGGGUCUGGAGGGCCCGGGUGGGGCUGGCGUCGAUUCCGGGUGGUACAUGCCUUACCCAAUCAGCUUCCAGGUGUCACUGACCAGCUUCCUCAUGCUGGAGCUGGUGCUGGGUUUCAGCAGCAACCUGACCGUGCUGGUGCUGUAUUGCGCCCAGUCCAACCUGGUCGACUCAGUCAGCAACAUGGUCACGGUCAACCUGCACGUGCUGGACAUCAUUGUGUGCGUGCUGUGCCUGCCUCUGACCAUGGUCAUCAUCCUGCUGCCCCUGAACCGCAACCUGGCGCUGCUGUGCUGCUUCCACGAGGCCUGCGUCACCUUCACCAGCAUCGCCACCGCCGUCAACGUGCUGGUCAUCAGCGUGGACCGCUACGACAUCUCUGUGCGCCCGGCAAACCGCCUGCUGACCCCCCGGCGGGCCGCUCUGCUGCUUGCCGCUGUCUGGGCCGUGUCGCUGGCCGUCUUCUUCAUCCCCUUCCUGGAGGUGGAGUUCUUCUCCGGGCCGGAGAGCGGCCUGGGCGAGCCGUCCCCUGCGCCCCUGUGGCGCAACCGGACGCUGCUCUGUGUGGGGGGCCAGGGCUACCACACAGGGCUGGCCGUAUACUACCACCUGCUCCUGCAGGUGCCCACCUUCUUCACCGCCGCGGUGGUCAUGCUGAUCACCUACUCCAAAAUCCUGCGGGCCCUCAACAUCCGCAUCGGCUCGCACCUGAAGAAGGGCCAGCGCUUCAAGGGCCAGGGCUGCAGGGGGCGCCGGAGGAGGCGCAAGAGGAGCGUGCCGGGAGGGGGAGCAGGCGAGGGAGGGGAGUCAUCCGGUCAGACCAGGCAUCUCUCACAGCCUCCCCUCAGCCCCUCGCCCACCCCGACCGCCACCUCGCCGCCGCCGUUGUCCUCCGCCCCCCUGAUCAGCGCUGACGGCGGGGCGACCCCCGUCCCGUCGGCGGUGGGGGUGCAGGCGUCUGUGUCGGCCAUCAUCGCGCUGCGGCGGGCAGUGCGGCGGCACCGGGACCGGCGGGAGCGGCAGCGGCGCGUCUUCAGGAUGUCCCUCCUCAUCAUCUCCACCUUCCUGGGCUGCUGGGCGCCCAUCUCCGUGGUGAACGUGCUGAUCCUGGGCCUGGGCCCCAGCGACUGGCUGGUGCGGCUGCGGCUCUGCUUCCUGGCCAUGGCCUACGGGACCACCAUCUUCCACCCGCUGCUCUACGCCUUCACACGGCAGAAGCUGCGGCGGGCGCUCCGCAGCAAGGUGAAGAAGCGCGUGGUGUCGCUGCUGCAGGUGGACCCCGCACCCAGCGGCACCGUCAUACACAACUCCUGGGUGGAGCCGCGUAAGGGCCGCAAGCCCCGCCAGGAGGGGAGCGACGGCACGGACCGCUGCCUCACUGAGGCUGUGCGAGAGUGAGAC